AUGAGUACCCAAGAGGAAACACAAUCUGAAAAUAGGAAGAAUAAGGGAAAAUCCUCUCAAGUACCAUCUGUUAAGGCUCAUUGGGAUGCAAAAUCAAAUGAAAUCUUUAUUAAGCUUUGUGUUGAGCAAGUGAAGGUCGGACACAGACCUGGUACACACUUAGAUAGGGUCAGGGGUGAGACAGGCUUAGGCCAUGAUACAUUGACUGGAGCUAUAUCUGCAUCUGAUGAGUGGUGGACCAAGAAAUUGGAGAGGUAUCCUGAUGCUGCUAAAUUCCGGCGUAUGCCGUUGCAAUUUAGUGAAGACUUAGACAUACUAUUCUCAGAUGCAGUUGCUACAGGAGAAUGGGCAUACACUCCUAGUUCAGGGGUUAUGCCUGACACUAAUGACAAUGUGGAGGAAUUUUAUACCCCACAUGAUGCUGAAUAUGAUGAUGAUGAUUUGGAGGUGGUUCAUCCCUUUGAGUUAAACAAAAAGCGUUCAUUAAACACUGGUGGUUCAUCAACCAAGAGCAAGACAAAGAAGAAAUUUACUGGUGCAACUCUAAUUAACAAGACACUUGAUCGUACAGUCAAUGUGGUUGAGUCAUCUUCAGCAACUUCAACACAGACCUCAUCAAGAUAUCCUUCAAUUGCAUAA
Messenger RNA from Camellia sinensis, 639 nucleotides. Lineage: Eukaryota; Viridiplantae; Streptophyta; Magnoliopsida; Ericales; Theaceae. The record is from RefSeq and is a predicted model, not a curated record.